Porites lobata is the source of this 618-nucleotide messenger RNA. Lineage: Eukaryota; Metazoa; Cnidaria; Anthozoa; Scleractinia; Poritidae. The record is from the annotation of a GenBank genome assembly.
AUGCCUUUUAACAACUCAGCAAAAUUAUAUGGCGAACGGGGCGAACUCAUAACGAAGAACUUACGCAAUCACGGACACGCACUUAUGUACGGUUUCUUUGGGUUGAGCGGUAUCGUAGAUCUCAUAAUGUGGUAUCGCUUUCUACCCCUUCCACCAAAAUUCGACUAUUUAGUACUAUCACUUGCUUUCUGGGUGGAAGGAUUCCUGUUCUAUCUCCAUCUUCACGGAAGAGAUGAACUCAACGUGCAUGUUCAUUGUAUUCUUUACAUUCUCGUUUUUGUUACUGCCCUCGUUUUCUUCUUAGCUGUUGUUUCCGAUCGGUUUGCCCCCUUUGUGAGUUUUUCUAGAUCUUAUUUACUAAGCUUACAGGGAAGUUGGUUUUUCCAGAUUGCUUCAAUUCUUCAUGGCAGCAGACCUUGGGAAAACACAUCCGGAAAUAUGGAGCUCUCUGGAAUCGUAUUUUCCUGCCAUGCUCUGGUUCUAUUUAUAUUUCAUCUAUCUGGUCGCAUUAUAUGUUUCCGUUUUUUGGCCAGACAGGACCAACUAAACGAACUCCUUUUGGGUAACUAUUCGGAAGAAGAAGAGGAAUGCAGUCAAGGCCAAGAUCAGGCAGAAUAG